Molecule: messenger RNA, 711 nt
Organism: Cylicocyclus nassatus
Lineage: Eukaryota; Metazoa; Nematoda; Chromadorea; Rhabditida; Strongylidae
Source: the annotation of a GenBank genome assembly
UAUCUUUGCAGAUGAAUGUCUACUAGCAUGUCAGCAAACGUUGCCAUUCUUUCCAUAGUGUUCUUCAGCUGUUUUCGCUUUGCAUUGACGGAAGAUGGAGAACGAUGCGGAUUGCAGGAAGAGAGAAAAGUGAACGAGUGCCUUCAGCCGAUGCUAGAUUAUGCGGCUAAGCUUCAAGCAGACACCGGAGCAAUGCAAUUUCCACUACAAGGAGGAGAAGUGUUCAAGAAGUUAUGCUCUAUUUACUCGGAAUUCAAGACUUGUGUGUCAGAACUCACUUGCGAUUCGCUUUCGGUAGAUGCAGUAGACGCCAGCUAUGGUUAUAUGUGUGGCGCAGGACAACCACUAUUCGAACAACAUGCUGCUUGUUUUGCUAGAGUUGAGAUUGAAAAAUCGUACGUCAGCUGCAAAACCGCUGCUACACAAGCAAUAACUGAAGCGCAAGAAACAAAGCUGCAAUCCGGCUCAACGGAAGCAUACUUGGCGGAAAUGUGUCGGGCAAUGGACGGGUAUCUUCGGUGCUCUCACCCAAUAAUCUUGGAAAAAUGCGGAGCAGAAGCCUGGAGACUGGUGUCUACAGUUACGAGGGACAGUCUAGGUGUCACGAUGCCCGACUGCGAUAUGCGAUCGGCUUUGAUCUGAUUAUUUUUGUUUCAUUAGUUGUUGUACCACACUGCAGAUCUCAGCCGUUUUAGUUUUUCGCGGCGUAUC